CCUCGUGGCCGCCACCAUGAAAGCUCGUGGUGAUUUGAAGGAGUACAAGGUUAUUGGGCGCUCCGUCCCAACGGACAUUGAACGGGUGCCACCCCUUUACCAGAUGAGAAUCUUCGCCCCUGAUAAGGCCACAGCGAAGUCUAGGUUUUGGUACUUUGCUGAAUUUUUGAAGAAGAUGAAGAAAACCCGAGGUGAAAUUGUGUGUUGUCAACGAGUGUAUGAGAAGCGCCCUUUGCAGAUAAAAAACAUAGGCAUUUGGCUGCGCUACACGUCCAGAAGUGGCAUCCACAACAUGUACAGGGAGUAUCGUGAUCUGACUGCUGCAGGAGCCGUUACCCAGUGUUACCGUGACAUGGGUGCCAGACAUCGGGCUCGUGCAUCUUCCAUCCAGAUCAUUCGUCUGGAGGAAGUACCAGCAUCCAAGUGUAGAAGGGCAAACAUCAAGCAGUUUCAUAACAGCAAGAUCAAGUUCCCUCUGCCACACAGAGUCAACAAGAGGCUCCACCAUCCACGCUUCACCACUGCACGCCCCCAUACAACCUUCUAAGGAGGGAAUCCUCAUUUAUAAUGUUAUACUGUAUACUGCAGUUCAACGUGAAUAAAACGUUAACAUGGAUGGGAAUUAGA
Molecule: messenger RNA, 627 nt
Organism: Liolophura sinensis
Lineage: Eukaryota; Metazoa; Mollusca; Polyplacophora; Chitonida; Chitonidae
Product: large ribosomal subunit protein eL20-like
Exons: 5
Coding region: 17-547 (176 amino acids)
Biological process (GO): translation
Cellular component (GO): ribosome
Molecular function (GO): structural constituent of ribosome
Source: RefSeq, a predicted model, not a curated record